AGUCCUCCAGCCUCCGAGUACUGGUCAGUCAACGGGGAGUGAGUGUGAGAGACUGUCACCUGAUCGUAUGUUGAGAGAUGAUGACAGUGAGGGGCAACUAGUGGGGAUACAGUCCCCUCUCUGCUGGAGGUGAAGCACAGACUGGGAAAGAGUCAUUUCAUUUUCAAUCUGUGAAGAAGUAAAACUUUAAUGAACUGUGUCUAGGUGUGACUUUGAUGACAAAAAAAUGGAAUGCUUUGUCAACACUCCUGAAGUUUUAAGAGGAAUGUGUUAAAUGGACGUUGCAGUUGAAGAAAUUUGACAAUGAUGUGAGAACUUGUGGUGGUCUUCAUUCCAGGUCUGACUGGGACAUUGCCGAUUUCCGAGUUGACGUAGAAGCUGACCAAGUCUUUCACAAUGAAUAUGAAUAUCAGCAACGAAUCCCUUGUGGCAUCCAUGCUGGAACACAUUACCUAUGACUACAUCGGUCCAGCCAUCUGCGUGUUCGGGAUCCUCUGCAACAUCCUCAACCUUCUAAUUCUCACAGAGCAUUACCUAAAAGAGUCUCCUUACUCUUAUCUCACUGCAAUGGCAUGUGUUGACUUAGGUGCUUUGGCCUUGACCUUCAUAUACUUUGUGUUCGCUCGUAACCAGCCAUUCAGUUACUACUGGCGUUUUUUUGAGGCCCACUUGUACUACCCUCUUGUAAAUAUCUGUUCCAAUUCCAGUGUCUGGUUGAUUGUCAUGCUCACUAUCGAACGAUUCCUGUUUGUCUGUUACCCGAUCUGGGCCAAAAUAUACUGUAACCGAACUGGCGCCAAUGUGAAAAUUGCCAUCAUUAUUACCUGCGUCGGCAUCAUAAACAUUCCAAGAUUCCUGGCUUUCCGUGUGGAAUAUAGGUACAACCCCGACGACCCGAAGUACUACCUGUUUUCCACCGACUUUAGAAAGACUCAGUUAUUUACCAUCAUCAACUGGUUCUACAGCAUCAUCAUUAACUUCAUCCCCCUCACCGUGCUCUGCAUCUCCAACGUCUACCUGGUAUACGCCGUGCAGCGAGCGCGGCGCCAGCGCCAGGUUCUCCAUAUCCGAAACAACAAAGAAGCCACAUGGAACCGAGAACAAAUGCGACUCACGAUAACCCUCAUCAGCAUCGUGUGUCUGUUCAUCAUCUGCGUCAUGCCAUCUGCUUUCGCUGACCGUCCAAGUGCAUACGCUCUUUUUGGUAAUGGACGUCCCAUAGCUGAAUUCCUGCGGUCCACAUCAUACAGGAUCCUUCAGAUCGUCUCUAAUGUCCUCAUCUGCUGCAACCUGUCACUUAACUUCGUCCUAUACUGUGCAUUCAAUGACAAGUUUGUGCGAGUAUUCAAAAUGAUGCUGAAUCGAUGGCGAAAGUCGUUACGGACACGUUCUCGUGGCAAACAGUUUCAGAAGGUACGAGUGAAGAAGACAGCUCUUAAUGGGAACAUUUCCUUGUCCAGCAGCGCCAUCAGCAGCCAGAGUUUGUCUCAGCCAUCUCGCAUGACCACAAUGGCGUAAACAGUCAAGUCAACGAUUACCAUUCAUGAUGACAAUGGCAUGAAACAUCUAACUGAACAAUUACUGACAACAGCAUGAAACAGACACUGUUUAUGUGAACAAUUACCAUUUAAGACGACAAUGGGUUUGAAACAUCUAAGUGAACAUUUACCAUUCAUGAUGACAAUGGCAUGAAACAUCAAAGUGAACAAUUACCAUUAUGAUGACAAUGGCAUGAAACAUCACAGUGAACAAUUACCAUUAUGAUGACAAUGGCAUGAAACAUCCGAGUAAACAAUUACCAUUAUAUGACAAUGACAUGAAACAACAAAGUGAACAAUUACCAUUUAUGAUGACAAUGAUAUGAAACAUCAAAGUGAACAAUUACCAUUUAUGAUGACAAUGACAUAAAACAUCCGAGUAAACAAUUACCAUUUAUGAUGACAAUGACAUAAAACAUCAAAGUGAACAAUUACCAUUCAUGAUGACAAUGACAUAAAACAUCCGAGUAAACAAUUACCAUUUAUGAUGACAAUGAUAUGACUAGACUAGCAUCUAACAGUCAUGACAACAGUGGAGUGAAACAGUCGAUACUACAUGACCAUGUUUCAGUCACGAUUCAGCAGGUCAUUUAUGUGAACAGGUGAUAAUCCUUAAUGUGAAUAUGACAGGUACCUUUGAAAUUCUUGGUUAGAAUUUGUCUUCAAUGCUUGUUAUAAGAGGCGACUCAGGUGGCCAGGUGGUCAGGCUUAGUGACUUGGUUGAUCCAUGUCAUUGUAGCCCAGAUCGCUGCACAUGAUGUAAAUCACUGGAUAGUCUGGUCCAAAGUCAAUUUUUUUACAGUCUGUCACCACAUAGCUGGAAUAUUGCUAAGUUUGGCAUUAAAUAAUAUGAACCAAAAAUGAAAAUGAUGGGAGAGCUAUUAGAAAUACUAGCCAAAGGGGCUUUAUUACUGAGAAGGGCUGGUGUUAUCAAAUGGCAGUCCUAAGUACUACAGUGAACAUAUUCUUGCUACUAACAUUAGCUGCCUCAAUCACAUCAGAGAUGGGACCUCACAAGCCACAGGCUGAUAAUACAUGUAUGUGAUUGAGAGUAAGACUGACAACAUGGUCAGUGUUUAUGUUUCCAUUUACAUGUUUACAGUCAUAUUUUGCUGAUGCCAUGCUAAGACAAUCAACACUCAUUGCUUUCACUGAAUAGAAAAUACAAUAUUCAUAAGGCAGAUUGAAUUAGUGCUCAGAACACCAUCUUGACUACAAGAAGAGGCCAUACUGAGCUGAUCCAGAGUUACAGAACACCAUCUUGGCUGGAAGAAGAGGCCAUUCGGUGUUGAACCAGUGUUACAGAAUACCAUCUUAGCUAGAACAGACGGUCAUUCGGUGUUGAAGCAGUGUUACUGAACGCCAUUUUAACUACAACGGGAGGCCAUGCUGAGUUGACAAAGUGUCAGAGAACACCAUCUUCACUACAACAGGUGUCCAAGCCGAGCUGAAUCAGUGGCAUGAAACAGACAGAACACCAUAUUGCUAGAACAGGAGGCCAUGGUGAGUUGAACCAGGAGGCCAUGGUGAGUUGAACCAGGAGGCCAUGAGUUGAACCAGGAGGCCAUGGUGAGUUGAACCAGGAGACCACGGUGAGUUGAACCAGGAGGCCAUGGUGAGUUGAACCAGGAGGCCAUGAGUUGAACCAGGAGACCACGGUGAGUUGAACCAGGAGGCCAUGGUGAGUUGAACCAGGAGGCCAUGAGUUGAACCAGGAGGCCAUGGUGAGUUGAACCAGGAGACCACGGUGAGUUGAACCAGGAGGCCAUGGUGAGUUGAACCAUUCUUACAGAAUACCACCACCUUGACCGAAGGAUCCCCAGCCGAGUGCAGCCACACUGAACACCACCUUGCCAGAAGAAUCCAAGACCAGAGAGAGCACUUACAGGCUGUAUGAAUUCCAACUGCUAGACUUUGUCAGUCUCUUGCCUCACUGGGACAAACAUUGGAAAAGGAAGCGACAAUCCACAGCCCUUGGACAGUACUGUCAUACAUCAAGAACUUUGUCACAUCACUUUACAAAGCAUGAACCAGAAUGGAAGUUACCAUUUGCAGUGUUGUACACUCCCCAAAAUUUCGGCCAGACAACUAGUCUGGUAACUCUCAAAAGUUACCAGACCGGCUGGAAAGUUACCAGUCCAGAAUUUUCAGGAUUAAGAUAAAAUAUAGGAGGUAAAUAGGAGGAGGGAACUGUUUAAUGCAAGGUUAUUGUCACAAUAACACGAUUUUAAAUGUUUUUAGUCAUUAUAUACAUUACAAAACUACGCUGAUUCAACAGCCAGACCAUCGGGCGUGCAACUUUUUUAAAAUGACCGUCCGGUAGCAAAACAGACCGUCCCGGACGGUUGGGCAGGCGGGAGUUUGCAACGCUGCCAUUUGAAACUAGCAGCAUAUAGCCAGAAAGUCCUGCUUUCUGAUUGGGUAAUGUCGACUGCACAUGAGCAGUUCAAACAGGUGACAUGUGCAAAAGUCUGACUUAAAUGAGAUUUAAAUUUAUUUGUUUUAUUUGUUUUCACAAAUCUGUCUGUAUUGUAAUUUCACCAGAUGAUUUUUUUGUUUUCACUGAGUCAUUUGUGUUCCGAGAUUCCAGGGUAAUGAGUGGUAUAAACUCUCAUAUCACACGCACAAGGGCCUUCCAUGUUGUUAAUUUGUCUGUACUGCAAGAUACUGAUUACAUACUUGUCUAAGCAACCAAUUCAAGCCAUUUUGAUAAACAUAACUUCGUAUUUCAACAUUUAGUCGAUUCUCAAUGUAUGUUCUAUGAUAACUCUUUUUUAAGAACUGAAACCUUGUAUGAGAUCAAUAUAGUUCAAAGUAACUAUUGAUAUUUUUUUGUAUAGAGUGUAUAUAUAUUUAUGAGUCAAUUAAUUAACUCAAAGCUCAAGUACUUAUUUCAAGAAAGUAUGUAUGUUUAUGCUGCGAUGAAACUCAUUCUUACUAAUCACUACUGCACUGUACAAAUUAUUUCACUUAAUAUUGUUGCACAUUCUGUUUGUUUUGUUUGUUUUUUGUUGUUGUCAUGGUUAUAAUCAGUGAAGGUUGUCUUAUAAAUAUAUUGAUAUUUGCAGGUCAAUUAGAUGAGAAACACAAACACAUACAACCAGAUCUUACAGAAAAUACAAUGUAUUGUUGUUGUCAUAGCAACAAUGGUAGUCCAUAUCAACAGAAUGUCUCUGACUAAUGGAAAUGUGUUAAUUUUGAACACUGACUAAACAAGAUGAAAUCAAAUCUUGAAGUGAGAGGUUUAACUUCUGUUGAGGGGGUGGUGGGGUAGCCUAGUGGUUAAAGCGUUCGCUUGUCAUGCUGAAGACCCGGGUUCAAUUCCCCACAUGGGUACAAUGUGUGAAGCCCAUUUCUGGUGUCCCCCGCCGUGAUAUUGCUGGAAUAUUGCUAAAAGCGGCGUAAAACUGUACUCCUUAUUCAGUCACUAACUUCUGAUGAAAUUUGAAUUUCAGUUUCAGAGUGAUAUAAUCCAAAAUACAUGAUUUAUGGCAGUGAGGUAGAAUUUCAUAGGAAUUGCUGUGUUCCAAGAUCAUUGCCCCUAUAUAGCAAUUGCCCCUAUAUAGCAAUCUGUGUUUCCAACUUUGGCCCCUCCCAGAAUAGAAUGUGUACAUCACAUUUACAGGUCCUCAGUAGAAGUCUCCUUUCAAAAGAAUAUCAUAGACCCAAUUACGAUGUACAGCAACAGACUCCCCUAAAAUGAAAAUAAAGGUUUAGGAAAACUAAAAAAACACAUAUUUUCAGGGGCAGGGGUGGAAAUAACUUUAAAAUUGCCAGUGUAGUGUGGUACAAUGGCACAUGUAAAAUCACUUGCCGUGAUAUACAAAUUCGCUUGCCCAGCAGAAAAAAAACACUGGACUGGGACGUCAGGCAAUGGGUUAUUUCCACACUUGAGGGGGCCAAAGUAAAAAGUCUUUUUGUAUUGUUCUUAAAUAAUUUUACAAGUUCUACCUUGUGUAAUAAAGAUUGAAUCCAAAUGUGUUGCCUGUCCUAUAAGUAUAUUUUUGAUACGAUCAGUUUUUGUGUAGAUAAAGUGACUGGUGUUUACCUCAAUCAUGUUAAAAUAUUGCAUUUUAUGAUGCUGGUUUUGUGUGUAGUAUUUUAAUUUGUUGUACUUUGAAGAUAAAACUAUAUUUUCUUUGUAACUGGCUCAUGUAAAAAUGAUUCACAAUAACGAAAUGUUAUAAGCAGACCAUACUACUAGCACUACAUCUGUAUGCUUCAGUCGGCUAUGAAUAAAUCCUGGUAAAAGGUUUUUUAAAAUCUGCAUAUGGAGAUAUACAUGCUAUUUUUACCAUAUGAGGUUGUGGAUAGGACAUAUCGGAAUACAUUGGAGUAUUGAAAUACUGUAAACAUACUUUUUCUCGCUUGGUGCAAAUGUCGCGGAAUUGACAGACAUCGGGGGGUCAAUUCUUCGCGCCAUCAGUAAUUGCAAUGAAAACAACCAGAGUGACUUAACCUGUCAGGCGGCGUGUAUUGCUUACUCACAGGAAAUCCCUACCUGCGUGAUAUAUACAGUGAUACGUUUACUCACGGAAGUAUUAAGUACUUAGGAAGUGAGAUAUUGUGAUGCAAAUAUAAAGAGAUGAAAAACACAUCAGUCUUAUGUUCCGAAUUCUGACGAUCAUUGCAAAAUUGACUAUCAAGGAAAUGAACUUCUACUGUAUAUGAAGCUUUUUGUGAUUUCAUUUCGUGAUAUGCC
Molecule: messenger RNA, 6240 nt
Organism: Haliotis rubra (blacklip abalone)
Lineage: Eukaryota; Metazoa; Mollusca; Gastropoda; Lepetellida; Haliotidae
Product: probable G-protein coupled receptor B0563.6
Biological process (GO): G protein-coupled receptor signaling pathway
Cellular component (GO): membrane
Molecular function (GO): G protein-coupled receptor activity
Source: RefSeq, a predicted model, not a curated record